This is a messenger RNA of Trypanosoma conorhini, 513 nucleotides long. RefSeq lists its product as uncharacterized. The record is from RefSeq and is a predicted model, not a curated record. The transcript has a single exon. Bases 1 to 513 code for a protein of 170 amino acids. Lineage: Eukaryota; Euglenozoa; Kinetoplastea; Trypanosomatida; Trypanosomatidae.
AUGGACGUGCCGGCGGCUCCCACCCCGCCCCUCCCGCGUCCCCACGCAGCGCCCACGUCGUUUGCUCCCAGAUCGCGCGAACUCAUCCCCCCCCCCGUGGGAGUGUCGCCGGACACCACGCAGCCCCACGCGGCACUCGUCAACGGCGACACGCCUUGCCGCUCUGUGCGUAUCGCUGUUGGACAUCUUUGCCAAGGCUCCCCGCCUCACGGCUGGUUCUACAGGUUUUUGGGGAUGCAACCCAAAUUCUCGCACAACACGUCGCGCUGUGGUGCCCGACUCAGCCGCAUCUGCAGCGUCGUGUUUGGGCUGGUGGCGGAGCCUUCUGUUUUUCCUUCGCCUUCUGUAUUGCCUGGUAAACAGGUCCAACCCGUUGCCGCGGCUCUCCAACGGCAUCCAGGGGGCCUUCGACCCGCAAGUUCGGAGGCCUCUUCGCCGCCUGGAGGUUUUGGUGUGGGUGGCGGUGCCUUGUUGUCCGCCGCCGCGACUUUCGCAAUCACCGCUUUCGCUUGA